AUGGGUAAAGUUUUAUCAAAAAUUAUGAAAAAAGUAUCUGCUGAUGGUCCAAAACGUAUUAUCAUGCUUGGACUAGAUAAUGCAGGUAAAACAACAAUACUCUAUCGAAUGAAACGUACCGAGGAUUUUCACACUGUACCAACAAUUGGCUUCAAUGUUGAAACAAUAUCUCCAUGUCGGGGAAUUUCAUUAACAGUUUGGGAUGUGGGUGGUCAAGAUCAUUUAAGAACAUUGUGGCAUCAUUAUUUUGAUAACGUUGAUGGACUUGUAUUCGUUAUUGAUUCGACUGAUAGUCGUCGUAUACAUAUAGCUCGUGCUGAAUUAGAAGGCAUCUAUCAACAUGAUGCCAUGACGCAUGUUCCACUUAUUGUUCUAGCUAAUAAGCAGGAUACCGAUGGUGCUCUAUCAGCUGAAGAUAUAGCUGAAAAACUUAAUUUAUUGGCAUGGCCUGAUGGUUCAUAUUAUAUUAUACCGUGUUGUGCAUUGAGUGGUGACGGUUUAACCGAUGCAUUUGGAACGCUAGCGCAAAUGAUUCGAUCACAAAAGAAAGCACAUCGUUUAAACGUAUUCUGA
Messenger RNA from Rotaria socialis, 573 nucleotides. Lineage: Eukaryota; Metazoa; Rotifera; Eurotatoria; Philodinida; Philodinidae. The record is from the annotation of a GenBank genome assembly.